This is a messenger RNA of Phycodurus eques (leafy seadragon), 8254 nucleotides long. It is a transcript of the gene tanc2b, whose product is annotated as tetratricopeptide repeat, ankyrin repeat and coiled-coil containing 2b. Gene Ontology annotation, biological process: regulation of dendritic spine morphogenesis. Gene Ontology annotation, cellular component: dendritic spine. NCBI's taxonomy places the organism in Eukaryota, Metazoa, Chordata, Actinopteri, Syngnathiformes, Syngnathidae. Gene Ontology annotation, molecular function: protein binding. The record is from RefSeq and is a predicted model, not a curated record.
GGCUGGGAAGCGGAACGAGAGGACGCGGCUGCCGAUGUGAUGCCAGAGUCGAACUGCAAGACAAAGGUCCGAGGGUAGGAAAAGCCUCCAGAUUGUGGUGCAGUCCGGUCCGACGCAUCCGGCCAUCCCGCCAUGUUCCGCAACAGCUUGAAGAUGCUGCUGUCGGGGGGCAAGGCCAACCGCAAGAGUCGCAGCAGCGAUGGCGGGAGCGAGGAGCUGGCAGACCCCCGCUCGCCCGGUCUAGACCCUCACCUGAGCCACUUUGGCCAAGGUGGAAGCUUAGACGGCGACUGCGUCUUCGAGGUGGACUACUACGCUGCCUUGCCGCCGCCGCCACCACCACCACCGCUCUCCAUGGCCGAGGGCGUCCAGCACAUUCGCAUCAUGGAGGGCGUGUCGCGCUCGCUGCCCUCGUCGCCGCUGCUCGGCCACCAGGGCCUCGGCGCCCGGCUGCAGGCCGUCAAGAAGCUCACAGCCCCUCUGCGGAAAGCAAAGUUUGUGGAGAGCCCUCGCGUUCCGCAAUCGGAGCUCGGCUCCCCCGACCCUGCUGGGAAUUCCCACCUGGACAGAUUGUGCCCAGGGGAGUCGAGCCAGGAACUGGGCCCCCCUCCCACGGUGGAUGAGGCCGCCAACACAUUGAUGACGCGCCUGGGCUUCCUUCUCGGAGACAAAGCGAGCGAGGGGCCAGCCGGUCCCCACUACAGCAUGGAGGAGCCCGAGGCCAGACAGGGCCAAAACCAGCGCAUCAGCCCAUGCUCCACGCUGACCAGCAGCACUGCGUCGCCCCCCGCGGGCAGCCCCUGCUCUACUCUGCCCGCCACCAUGCCGGGCCAGGCGGGCAGCAGGGAGUGCGCCUACGGCUCCGUCACCAGUCCCACCUCCACACUGGAGAGCCGGGACAGCGGAAUCAUUGCCACUCUGACCAGCUACUCUGAGAACAUGGACCGCGGCGGCAGCAAGCAUGGCGGCGGCGGCAUGGAGGGUUCGCGUGGCAACCUGAAGCUGUGGCAGUCACAGAAAUCAGGCAUGGACUCCUUCUUGUACCGCGUGGACGAGAACAUGACGGCGUCCACGUACAGCCUCAACAAGAUCCCCGAGCGCAGCCUGGAAAGCAUGUCCUCACACUCGGCCCACUCCAUACCCCUGUACCUCAUGCCCCGCCCCAACUCAGUGGCUGCCACAAGCUCGGCCCACCUGGAGGACCUGGCCUACCUGGACGAGCAGAGGCACACGCCCUUGCGCACCUCGCUGCGUACGCCCAGACAGAGCACCACCUGUGGGCCGGGCCGCUCGGGCCAGGACCUGAGAGCUUCCGCUAACAACUCCCAUGCCUGGCAGUCACAAUCACCAGUACGUUUUGCGCCAUACCGACCCCAGGACAUCGCCCUGAAACCGCUGCUCUUCGAGGUGCCGUCCAUCACGGUGGACUCUGUGUUCACGGGCCGCGAGUGGCUCUUCCAGGAGAUCGACGGCCACCUCAACCGCCCCGGCAGCAGCCGCGGCGUGGUGGUCGUCGGCAACAUCGGCUUCGGCAAGACCGCCAUCGUUUCCCGCCUGGUGGCGCUCAGCUGCCACGGCACACGCAUGCGUCAGAUCGCCUCUGACAGCCCGCAAGCCUCACCCAGACAUGGUGAGGGGCUCCCGCUCAGCCAGACCCAACCCACGCACGGCACGCUGGGGGGUGGCAGCUGUCCAGGCACCCCUGAGAUGCGGCGGCGUCAGGAAGAGUCCAUGAGGAGACUCGCCUCGCAGGUGGUGGCCUACCAUUACUGCCAGGCAGACAACGCCUACACCUGCCUGGUGCCCGAGUUUGUGCACAACGUGGCGGCACUGCUGUGUCGCUCUCCUCACCUGGCGGCCUACAGGGAGCAGAUGCUGCGCGAGCCGCACCUGCAGAGCGUGUUGAGCCUGCGCUCCUGCGUCCAAGACCCGCUGGCGUCCUUCAGGAGGGGCGUGCUCGAGCCCUUGGACGCUCUCUACAAAGAGAGGAAGAUCAACUCUGAGGAGGACCUGAUCAUCCUCAUCGACGGGUUGAACGAAGCCGAGUUCCACAAGCCCGAUUACGGCGACACCAUCGUCUCCUUCCUCUGCAAGACCAUCCACAAGUUCCCCCCCUGGCUCAAGCUGGUGGUCACGGCCCGGACCACCUUGCAGGAAAUCACCAACCCGCUGCCGUUCCACCGCAUCUCGCUGGACGGCCUGGAGGAGAACGACGCCAUCGAUCAGGACCUGCACGGCUACAUCCUGCACCGCAUCCACAGCAGCCCGGAGAUCCAGAACAACAUCUCGCUCAACGGCAAGAUGGACAACACCACCUUCGGCAAGCUUAGCGGACACCUGAAGGCCCUCAGCCAGGGCUCCUACCUAUACCUCAAGCUCACCUUUGACCUUAUCGAGAAGGGCUACCUGGUCCUGAAGAGCUCAAGCUACAAGGUGGUUCCAGUCAACCUGGCCGAGGUGUACCUGCUGCAGUGCAACAUGCGCUUCCCCACGCAGUCGUCGUUCGAGCGGGCGCUGCCUCUGCUCAACGUGGCCGUGGCCUCGCUGCACCCGCUCACCGACGAGCAAAUCUACCAGGCCAUCAACGCCGGCUCCCUGCAGGGUACGCUGGAUUGGGAGGACUUCCAGCAGCGUGUAGAUAACCUGUCCGUCUUCCUGGUGAAGAGGCGGGACGGCACCCGCAUGUUUGUCCACCCGUCCUUCCGGGAGUGGUUGAUAUGGCGGGAGGAAGGCGAGAAGACAAAGUUUCUGUGCGAUCCCAGGAGCGGCCACACCCUGCUGGCGUUCUGGUUCUCGCGGCAGGAGAACAAGCUGAACCGGCAGCAGACCAUCGAGCUGGGCCACCACAUCCUUAAAGCACAUAUUUUCAAGGGUCUCAGCAAGAAAGUGGGGGUGUCCUCAUCCAUCUUGCAAGGCCUAUGGGUGUCCUACAGCACGGAGGGUCUGUCGGCUGCUCUCUCGUCACUGAGGAACCUCUACACACCCAACAUUAAGGUGAGUCGUUUGUUGAUGCUAGGCGGGGCCAACGUCAACUACCGCACGGAGGUGCUCAACAACGCCCCCGUGCUUUGCGUCCAUGCCCACCUGGGGUACAUGGACAUGGUGGCCCUGCUGCUGGAGUUUGGCGCCUAUGCCGACGCCCCCUCCGAAAACGGCCUGACGCCUCUUGGCUACGCUGCUGCCGGGGGUCACAUGGCUGCCGUGACGGCACUGUGUCGCAAGAGAGCCAAGGUGGACCACCUGGACAGGAACGGUCAGUGCGCGCUGGUGCACGCAGCCCUCCGGGGCCACAUGGAGGUGGUGAAGUUCCUCAUCCAGUGCGACUGGAGUGGGGGGUCGGCGCAGCACUCGCCGCAGACCCAGCAGCAGGCCACCUUUACCAAGAGCCACGCCGUCCAGCAGGCCCUGGUCGCCGCGGCCAGUAUGGGCUACACGGAGGUCGUGUCCUAUUUGCUGGACCUGCCCGAGAAAGACGAAGAGGAGGUGGAGCGAGCGCAGAUCAACAACUUUGACUCGCUGUGGGGCGAGACAGCUCUGACGGCAGCCUCCGGUCGGGGGAAGCUGGAGGUGUGCCGCCUGCUGCUGGAGCAGGGCGCCGCCGUGGCCCAGUCCAACCGGCGAGGCAUCGUGCCGCUGUUCAGCGCCGUCCGACAGGGUCACUGGCAGAUAGUGGACCUUCUCCUGACGCACGGCGCAGACGUCAACCUGGCGGACAAACAGGGCCGCUCGCCGCUCAUGAUGGCCGCCUCGGAGGGACACCUGGGAACGGUUGAGUUUCUGCUCUCGCAAGGAGCCUCCCUGUCUCUGACAGACAAAGAGGGUCUGACGGCGCUCAGCUGGGGCUGCCUGAAGGGUCACCUGACGGUGGUCCGAUGCCUGGUGGAGAGCGGCGCUGCCACCGACCACGCCGACAAGAACGGUCGCACACCGCUCGACCUCGCCGCCUUCUACGGCGACUCUGACGUGGUCCAGUUCUUGGUGGACCACGGCGCCAUGAUCGAGCACGUGGACUACAGCGGCAUGCGUCCUCUGGACCGGGCCGUGGGUUGCAGGAACACGUCGGUGGUGGUGGCCCUGCUCAAGAAAGGCGCCAAGAUAGGUCCGGCCACGUGGGCCAUGGCCACCUCCAAACCCGACAUCAUGAUCAUCCUGCUCAGCAAGCUCAUCGAGGAGGGUGACUGCUUUUACAAGAAGGGGAAGGUGAAGGAGGCGGCACAGCGCUACCAGUAUGCCCUCAAAAAGUUCCCACGGGAAGGCUUCAGCGAGGACCUCAAGACGUUCAGGGAGCUCAAGGUUGCGCUCUUCCUCAACCAAUCCCGAUGUCGGAGAAAAAUGAACGACUUUGGGAUGGCUGAAGAAUUUGCUACCAAGGCCCUUGAACUGAAACCCAAAUCCUACGAGGCCUACUACGCCAGGGCCCGGGCCAAGCGUAGCAGCAGGCAGUUUCCUGAAGCCUUGGAGGACCUGAAUGAAGCCUUGAAGCAGUGCCCCAACAACCGAGAGAUCCAGCGGCUGCUGCAGCGUGUGGAGGAGGAGUGUCACCAGCUGAGCCAAGGGGAGCUCCAGCCUCCAGACCUGGAGUUGGAGCCUCCUCCUUCCCCACCUCCCACGCCUCCCCCCGAGGAUGAAGAGUGCCUGUCCCUCUCCAUGCCUCUCCCGCCUCCCCCGGAGCCCCGUCUGGAGGACAUGGAGCCCGUUCAGGAUCUCUUUGAGGACGAGGACUACCUAGAGCAGGAACUGGAGGCCAUGUCCAUGGUUCUGCCCCCACCGGAGUCCCUCAGCAAUCCCUCCAGUCUCCCCAUCAUUCAGAGCCCCCCACUGUCGCCCACACACGCAGACCAGAUCUACCUAGCUGGAGGUUCUCCAAUGGGGCAGCCUUACGAGUACCACCCUACCUCCUCCUCCAUGUCCUCCCCGACCCGCGGGUCUUACCAGACCACGCCGCCCUCCAUCUCGCCCACACAUCAUAAUUCCCACUAUCGACACAGCCCCCCGCACACCUCCCCAGUGCACCAGCCGUCCUACCGCUUUAGCCCGCCACCAAUGGGGAGUGGCGGGCAGGCGAUGGACCGGCAGAGCCCGCCGCCCUCCCCUCUGCGCCGGGCUGCCCAGUACAGAGCUAGUCCACCGGUGGAGAGCGUUUGUCUUUACAGAUCCCAGUCGGGCUCACCUGUGCGCUACCAGACGGAGCAGCACCCUGGCCGACCCAAAUCCCCCCUGUCUAAGAUGAGCAGCCAGCGCUCCUUCCAGCUUAGCUCACAGCCCUCGCUGUCGUCCCAGCAUCACCAAGCCCAAGGCCUUCGUCUGCAGCCCUCCAUCGCCCAAAUCGUGCGCACAAACCAGCCCAGUAGCGUGAUGGGCAACAGCGGCUACGGGGGACAGAUGGGCCACUCCAUGGGUAGCCGUUACCCGGGCGGCUCGGUGGACGUGGACAGCCGACUGGUGUACCAGCCCUCGCUGGACGGGCGCUCUAUGUCGCAGGUGCAAGCCAGCCUCAGCUCUGGCGCCCUCUGUCAGCACGGCGGCCGAGGAGGGGUCAUGGAGUCUGUCCUGUUGAAGGACGAGCUACCCCAACGCCCCUCCUCUGCCUACCGCGCCAGCAGCGGGGGUCCGGCGGGCAUCCGUUACAGUCAGACGCCUCAGAUCAGUCGCAGCCAGUCCGCCGCCUACUACCCCGUCUCUGAGCACGUGCUGGAGCUUGCCAAUGCCAUGCCGCCUUGCCAGCUGGGCUCCCCUGAGGUCCCGCAUAUGGUGAGACGCCCCGUCAGUGCCAACACCACCGAGAUAAAGCCACACGUGCCCACCCCCAGGCCCCUCAUCCACUCACAGAGCGUAGGCCUUCGUUUCUCCCCCUCCAGUAACAACAUCUCCACUGGCUCCACCUCAAAUCUGACGCCAGGCUUCAGGCCAUCCUCCUCCAUCCAGCAGAUGGAGAUUCCCUUGCAGGCCACCUACGAGCAUUCCUGCGAUGAAAUGUCACCAAUCUCUCCCUCGCAGGGCGGCGGGGUUCUGUAUCAGGGCGAGCCCACCCGAUCACGGAACACCCCCUUUAUGGGCGUCAUAGACAAGACGGCGCGGACUCAGCAGUACCUGCACCAGACCUCUCGGUCCCGCGCCAUGACGUCCAUGGACUCGGCCAUCAGCCCCACAUCGCCCGGCCAACUGGUCCAGCAGGGGUCUACUUAUAGCCCGCCCACCUCGCUGGGAAACAUUGCCUAUUACAACAAGACCAACAAUGCACAGAACGGACACCUAUUGGAGGAGGACUACUACCCCCAGACACCUCCUCCCUCGCUGGGCAAGCUGGCCAAUGGCUCGCGUGGCACUGGGGAUAUCCUGGAGCGGGUCAGCCAGGUGCCCACCUACCCGGACGUGAAGGUGGCCAGGACUCUGCCUGUGGCGCAGGCCUACCAGGACAACAUGUACCGCCAGCUCUCCCGAGAAUCCCGCACGCAAGGGCCCUCUUCACCCAUCAAACCAAAGAGACCGUUUGUGGAAUCCAACGUGUGACGGCUCGGACUGUGACGAGCAAAAACUCGGAUGGACUCGACUUGAAAGAAUUCCUGCAAGGGGGGGUACACACACUCUUAAGGGUCUUGGACUUCAACAUGACUGAGUAAUACACCAUGACUUCACCAUCCUCUAACGCCCACGGGCUCGAUUCCAAGUUCUGCACAAUGACCAGUGCACUUUUCCAAAAACUGCACAGUGACAUGGACAACUCCUUUGGACUCGUGGACUCUUAUCUUGCGUGCUCUUAACCAUGGUCGCUACUAGGCUCUAUUCAAUGUAAUACAAUACUAUAUGUUUAAUAAUGUACAUUGCUCGGCAGAAUACAAAACGACUCAACAACUUCAAUACUAAUAGAGAACAAAUGACCAUAUUUAUAAUUAAAUUAUGUAUUGUACAUAGAAGUCAGAGGAAGCAUCGUUUGAAUCGUAUACCGUUCAUGCUGCCUUGGUGUCCCCGCUGCUGGUCCAAGAAGGGACAGACUUGCUAAAACUCUUCACAGAAGCUCGCAUGUGGAGCAUCAUUUCCCGGAACAUGGUUCAUUGAUUAGCUCUUUGCCGACGGAUUUACACAUUCUACACAGAGCGGGAAGUGCGGGAAUGUGCCAUAAAAAAACAACCUGCCCAAGCCGGUUGUUCGCCUUUUAAGCACUUUUCAAGCUCCACUUUUAAACGUCAUUUAAAUUAGGCCCUGGGGACCGGAUGACGUACGUUUGCCCAGGCAGAGGCUCACAGAAGACUUAUGGAUGAAAAACAAGCAAAUGCACUCUAGCCCCGCCUUCCUUCCGGUUUCUUUGCAUUUCCAACGCAAAUGCUUAAAAGGUGCACUUUAUAUUUUUCCGUUUCUUUCUCAUUCUAUUUGUCGCAUCAGAGCAGCCAUGUCAGACUAUCACAGAUGAUAUUUAAGAUGAUCUUUUUAAGACUUACAAAGAUGUAAUGUCUUUCUAGCACAAGUUGUACAGGUACGGUCCAGUUGAAAAUGUUUGCCGAAAUCAAUAAUCCGCCUUUGUCUGAAAUAGUGCGAUAUUAAAAAAAAAAAAAAAAAAAAGUUGCCACCCACUUUUCCCGGUGAACGGUUUCAAUACCCACUUUUUGUUACACCCACAGGGUGUGGGUGUUAACAACACCCAAGCUUCUUCUCAGUGAAGGAUUCAACACCCACAAUUUUCAUUGCAGCCACGGGGAAUGUGGUUGUUGAAUCCUUUCGGAUGGUUUAAUUACACUUUCCUACUGAAAAGGUUCAAACCCCAGUGUUCAUCACAACUCCGCGGAGAAAAUGUGUUCCAACACUCACUUUUCCCAGGUGAAAGGUUUCAACGCUUAUUUUUUCACCUGCAUCAGAUGUUUCGACUUUUCCCGUUAUUGCACAAUAAGCAAUGUACACUAUCAAUAUCACAACCCAAGUCACACCUCAUAUCGCACCAACGGAAGUUCCACCUGGUACCGUAGAUGUUCCACUGAUCUUUAGAGCUGGUGUCACCUGUAUUAUACUUUCAGAUCCAAGUGAAGCUAUCCAAGGGUGUAUGGUUCAAAUCUUGUGUGUAUAUUAGCUGGCUGUAAAUAGUCUGAUGCAUGUUCUAUUCUCGAGGAAACAUGUAUAGCAGGCUGGUGUGUCCCCCUAUCAUCGCCCCAACCUAUUUCUUUUAUGAUUUUAUGAUUAAUGUAUUUGCUUGCCGAGCGGAGUUCUCUUGUCUGUACACGUGAGCUUUCAGAUCGCUGUGAUAUAUAAAGACAAUUUUAAAACA